Solanum verrucosum is the source of this 558-nucleotide messenger RNA. RefSeq lists its product as uncharacterized. The transcript is spliced from 4 exons. The record is from RefSeq and is a predicted model, not a curated record. NCBI's taxonomy places the organism in Eukaryota, Viridiplantae, Streptophyta, Magnoliopsida, Solanales, Solanaceae. The coding region runs from base 1 to 558 and encodes 185 amino acids.
AUGGUGGAGGACACGAUUGAGGUAUUUAUGGAUGAUUUCUCUAUGGUAGGUGACUGGUCUGAUGAUUUUUUGAUGCAUCUGGCCGAGAAAGGUAUUGAGGUUGAUAUAGCCAAUGUCGAGGUAAUAGAAAAUCUUCCACCACCUAUAUCUGUAAAAGGUGUUCGGAAUUUUCUUGGGCAUGCCGCAUUUGGAGAGUUGAAAGAAAGGUUAGUAUCAACACCUAUAAUUAUUUCACCGAAUUGGGGGCAACCAUUUGAAAUGAUGUGUGAUGCGAGUGGGGUGGCAUUUGGUGUGGUAUUUGGACAGAGGCUAGAGAAGAUUCUUCAUCCUACUUACUCUGCUAGCAAAGCUCUGAAUGUGGCUCAGAAGAACUAUAUUGUGACUGAACAGGAACUCUAUGCUGUGGUGGGUAUUGUUGCUGUAAGAGCUCGAUUUGAGGUGACGGAUAGAAAGGGAACGAAAAAUCAGGCUGCCGACCAUUUGUCAAGAUUGGAGGAGGAAGCUAUGCUCUAUUUAGGAAAUGGGGCUGAGAUUAAUGAUGCAUUCCCAAAUGAAUAG